CCAGCGAAUACGGAGACCUCAGGGGGCCACCUGUGCAUCGCACAUGGCACGUGAGCGACUCGCCGGCGAUGCGCCAGUGCAAUCAGCAUCGGGCUCGCGACACGUGCGACACACACCCCUGGCGCGUGGUGCCCCACGAGGUCGGCAUGUCGCAAUCGCCCCAGCACUCAGCUGCGAUAGCGUAGCGCAGGCGGAAGGACCACGCAGCCCCGCGGCCCAACGUGCAAGACACGCACACACGGCUGGGUGUUGGUGUCGAUGUCCAGGAGGUGUCAUGGGCAUCGACGUCUGACUCAGCACGGCUGCGGUGGCACGGCGGCACUCGCCACCUGUCCCGCCGCAGCGAACAUGCGCCUCUCCCGGGACCUGAGCUUGCGACUCAGAGUGCCGCCGAAGCGAGCGGCUUGCGGUGCGACAUGCGCACAGUAGUGUCUUCAUGCAGGUCCCGCUGCGCAUGCGUGCUUCCCGCGUUUGCGCCCCCGAGACGCCGAGCGGCAGGCGCAGUCUCGCCGUCGCUUGCGCUCAUGGCAGCUCUGCGAAAGCACUGCAGAGUCAACACCAAGCCCGAGGCUGUGUCGUCAUGGACGGCCAGAAGCGGGACAAGCAUUCGCACCUGGAGGUGCGGCCCUGGCAGCCCUUGGCGCUCGGGGUCCAGGGGUCCACGCGGAUUGCGCCGCGGGAAGCACGGCUAGCGUGUCCAGCAGCAAGCGGCCGCCGGCACCUGGCGUGCUGUCAUCUGACACUCUGGGUCCCGAAGCAGCAGGCGCAGCCGUCAGAGUGCGGGCAUUAUCCUGUCGAAACGCAGCCGGCAACACGCAAGCCGGCCCACACGCCGGAGCGCACUAGGGCAAAUGCGAAUCGAAGCCCGACGCCACCCCCUGGAGCAGCGCUGACAAUGGGCCUGCUGCACGCGAGGGCGGUUCAGGGUCCUCAUUCGCGCCUUGCCUCGUCGUGUGCAAUCGUGGAAAGCCUUGCGCCAUGGCAGGUGUGCCGCCUUCUGCGCUCGUGGAAGGCGACACCGGCCGACGGCUGUCGGUGUGUGGCAAGACGCGCGGCGCGCCUCGCUUUCGACGCUGCGCUGCGGCUGGUGGAGCGGAAGCAUCCAGCACGCGGCCUCUUCAGCCGCGCCAGCGAGCACGCUAGACAUCUCCGUGUGCUCAUUCGGCGUCAGGCACCGCCGCGGUCCAGCCAGCAGCAGCGAGAUCGUGCGACGAGAUUUAUCCAGAGGCGAGCGGUGCUUGCAGCAGCGCCUCUAGGCGCCGCACAGCGAUGGGAGAAGCGUCCAGGAUAGCUCUUUGCCCCCGCACUGGCAAUGCGCUGGACCCUGAAGCACGGGCGUGUGGAGCCUGAGGCAAACUAUUCGUUUUUUUGUCCUCGAUGACCGCGUCGCAGCGCUGGCUGGCUCUCACAUUGAGAACGCCGCUCCCCGAGCUGAGGAUGGUGGCACGCUUGCGGCGUCCAUCACGAUCGUGAGCCGUUUGCGCUGGAUUCUGCGCUGCGCUCGACUGCCAU
This is a messenger RNA of Tilletiopsis washingtonensis, 1512 nucleotides long. RefSeq lists its product as hypothetical. The transcript has a single exon. The record is from RefSeq and is a predicted model, not a curated record. Lineage: Eukaryota; Fungi; Basidiomycota; Exobasidiomycetes; Entylomatales. Bases 437 to 1291 code for a protein of 284 amino acids.